Molecule: messenger RNA, 4017 nt
Organism: Plasmodium gaboni
Lineage: Eukaryota; Apicomplexa; Aconoidasida; Haemosporida; Plasmodiidae
Product: putative phosphatidylinositol-glycan biosynthesis class O protein
Exons: 4
Coding region: 1-4017 (1338 amino acids)
Biological process (GO): GPI anchor biosynthetic process
Cellular component (GO): endoplasmic reticulum membrane
Molecular function (GO): mannose-ethanolamine phosphotransferase activity
Source: RefSeq, a predicted model, not a curated record
AUGAAUAUUACAUAUAAUUUAAAAAAAAAAAAUGAUAAGUUCCAUCAUUUCAUAAGUAAUCAUACGCUAAUAUUUUCUAUUAUCCUACUUAUAAAUCUAUUGAUUUUUUUCUCAUUUAUCAAUGGCUACUUUUAUUCAAGACAACAAAUUGAAGAAAAAUCAGAGAACCUUGAGCUUUUUAGUAGAAAAGUAUUUGGAGAUGAAUAUGUAGAAAGUUUGAAAAAACAGAAAAAUACUUUUUCGAUUAUUAAUGCACCAUAUAAUAAAGUAGUUUUACUUUUAAUAGAUUCCUUAAGAUUUGAUUUUAUUCUAUAUGAUACUAAUUAUGAAGAGGAAUUCGUAGAAAAAGAAAAAAAUACAGAUAUCUACAAUAAUAUGUCUAGCGAAAAAAAAAAUAUAUCAAAUGAAGGAAAAAAAAAAGAAAACUCAUUAUAUUUUUUAAAUAAUAUGAUAAAUGUACAUAACAUUUUACAAAAUGAAAAAAAUAACUCUUUAUUAUUCCGGUUUGAUGCAGAUGCCCCUACAAUAACAACUUCAAGGUUAAAAUCUAUUUUUAUGGGUACAAUACCAAAUUAUAUGGAAGUAAAUGAAAACUUUAGUCCUACGACAAGUAUUGAAGAUAAUUUUUUUGAACAGCUACAUUUAAAUAAUAAAAAAGUAAUUGCUAUAGGUGAUAAUACCAUUACUCAUUUAAUGAAACAUUUUUCUAAAGAAUUAGUUUAUGAAAGUUUUAAUGUUUUUGAUUUUUAUACAUUAGAUAUAGCUGCAAAGAAACAUUUUUAUGAAGAGUAUUUGUCAAAUGACUGGGAUAUUAUGUAUAUACAUAUGUUGGCAGUUGAUCAUAUUGGACAUAUAAAAACACCCAACUCAAAAGUUAUGAAAGAUGUAUUGAAAGAUUUUGAUGUAUUCAUAUAUGAUAUUAUAAAUAAAAUAAAAUUAGAUAAUCUUAAAAACCUUAACACAGAACAAAAAGAAAAGGAAAAAAUUAAAAUAAUAAAAAAAAAAAAAAAAAAAAAAAGUCAUCAAAAUGGUACUCAUAUAGAAAAUGAAAAUGAUGACAAUGUUGAAGAUAUUCAAAAUGAUGACAAUAUUGAAGAUAUUCAAAAUUAUGACAAUAAUGAAGAUAUUCAAAAUUAUGACAAUAAUGAAGAUAUUCAAAAUCAAAGUGAUCAAAAAAAUGAUGAUAAAAAAACACUUUUCCUAUUUUUUGGUGAUCAUGGACAGUUAGAUACAGGAGAUCACGGUGGAUACAGUCUAGACGAAACACAUAGUGCUCUUUUUGCAUAUUCACCAUUAACCUUUAUAACUUUAGAUGAAGACAUUAUUCAAAAUAAUUUUGUUUUAUAUGAUAAAGAUAAAUUAAAAAAAUAUAUUAGCACACUUAAUGAAGAAAAUAAUUAUAAAGAAAAUAUAGAUAAUUAUAAAAAAUAUCAUUCAUAUUUAAAAGAUAUAAAUAAAAAAUAUACAUACCAUUAUAAUGUCAAAUAUACAAAACAAGUAAAUUUAAUGAGUACCUUAUCCUUAUUAAUAGGGUCAACAAUACCUUAUGGAAAUAUAGGAAAUAUUAUUAUGGAUUUCAUUCCAAAUGCAUAUAUAAAUAAUAAGAAUAAUUCUUCAUUACCUAAUGAUACUACAAAUUUAUAUUAUGAUCUAUUAAAUUUACAUUAUAUUGCAGAAUUAAAUUAUGCUAACCUGUGGCAAUUGAAUAGAUACUUGAAUGAAUAUGAAAAAAAAUAUAAUAUUAUAAAAAAUGAAGAUUAUCAUUUUAUUAAGUCUUCAUGGUCUAUUAUAGAAAAAGAAAAAAAAGAAUUCUUUUUUCAACCAAAUAAAAAAUUUAUUAAAAAUGAUAAUAUAUUAUUAAAAAAAGAAAAGGAAACAUAUAUACAAUUCAUAAAUGAAAUGACAACUCUAAUGGAUAUCACACAAAAAUAUUUUUACUAUAUAUUCAACAUAAAAGAAAAAUAUUUUUUAAUUUUAUCUAUUGUAUUGAAUAUAUUCUUAUUCUUAUUUUUAAAACAUUUCUAUUAUUAUUCUAAAUUAAAUUAUUACCAUAAAUUAAUAAAAGGUUCCAAGAUUCUAUUAUUUAUUAGUCUAUUCCUUAAUAUUAUAGUAACCUUCGACUAUUUUAAUAAAAAUAUUUAUUUAUUACUUUCUUUAUGUGCAUUCCUUUUAUAUUUUUUUACCUUCUGUUUAUCAAGUAAAGAAUAUAAAGAUAUAUUCCGAAUAUUUUCUCAUGCCAAAAUCAUUUUCAUAAGUAAUAAUAUAAAUAUGAUAAUACCUAGUAUAAAAAAUUACAAUAUCAGUGCCAAACAUAACAUCAAUAAUACGAAUAAUGACAACUACCAUACAUCAUAUAAGCAUAGGAAAUCAUUCACAAAUAAAGAAAAGAAACAAAAUAAUACACAUAUAAAUAUAUUCUAUAAUAUUAUCUAUUUCUUAAGAAUAAUUAGAAAAAAAAUUGUUAAGUAUAUAAUGUUUAUGCAUUUGACAGUAUACAAUCUAACUAUAGGUAAUAUUAUCUAUAUUCUAUUUAAAUUAUUUCCAAAAAUUAUAGCCAUAUCAUUUAAAAUAUUAAGAAAUAAUUAUUUCAUUUUUGUUGUUAUUAUAUGGAGUUGCUGUGAGAUAUCCUUUAAUUAUAUAGAUAAAGAAAGAUAUUACAUUCAUUACAUUUUAAUUGCAUAUGUUUUAUUUUGCCUACUUAAAUGGAAAUCUCACCGUGUCUGUAAUAUACUAAGAGCGUUUAUUUUGUUGUUGCUUCUAAUAACUAAUGCACUGUAUAGCCAUACACCCGAAUAUUUUGAUCACGGUAAAGAAAAAAUAUAUUUAAAAGAAUCCAUACUAAAAUCAUUUUUGCCAAUUUCAUCCUAUAUUUUUAGUAUAAUAUUAAUAAAUAGUGGUAUUAAUAAUUUAUUGAAAAAAAGAAUAAAAAUAAUAAUAAUGCAAAUAUGGACAAUACAAUAUAUACUCGUUUUUUUGUUCUUAAAUAAUAUUUACCAUACAUAUAUUCAAUUUAUAACACCCCCAAGUAUUUAUUUCUUAACUUUUUCAACCUUCAUUUUCAUAUUGUUAAGUAAAAACAUUUUAAAUGAAAAAGAAAAAUUACCAGAUUCUUUAGACAAAAUAUAUGAAGUCUGUAUCACAUUAUUUGUUAUAAUUAUUACGGCAAUACCCUUAUCUUUUAUUAUAUAUAGCAAUACAAAUUUAGGUGUAUUAUUUCUGUUCUAUAUCACAUAUCUAUUAUUCUACUUCAUUCUUAUAAGUUCCAACUAUUCAAAAGAUAUUAACCAAACGAAUGACAUAACACUUAAAUGGAUAAAUGAAAAUAUGGAUAAUACAAAUACGAUGAUAAAUAUAAAUGAAAGCUUGGAGAAUAAAGAAAAGUGUCCUUCAUAUAACACAUCUAUAAAAGAAAAAUUUUAUUAUGAAUUGAUGAUAGAAAAAUUGAAAUUAUUAAAUACAUGUUCUUUAUUAAAUGAAGGAGAAAUAAUGCAAAUACAAAUUUAUAAAUUAAUUAGAGAUAUUUCUUAUUUUUAUAUCAAUGAAACAGAUUUUUAUAUUUUAUCAUGUUUACUUUUAAAAUAUUCUUUUUUUAUAACGGGACAUAAAUUUAUUUUAAAUAACUUACCACUAGUUUCAGGUUAUGUUGGAUUAUAUAAAUAUGUAUGGCCAGUAAGUCAGUUUUAUAUUUUUAAUCAUAUUUUUUUCCCAUUCUUCUUUACAUUAUUUUUUAUUAUUUAUAUUUAUCACAUAAGAAGGAUAAAAAUUAUAAAUUCCUUGAAGAAAUUUGAUUUGAAUUAUUUUUAUGUUUAUCCACUAAUGAACUUUUUCUUCAAGGUCUCCUUUAUGUUUUGUUGCAAGUUUAUUGUAUCUAUAUGGGUUUCAUAUUACUUGAAUCUACAUAUAAUGUUAUAUGACUAUUUCCUACCAAAUAUGUUUUACCUAUUUUUCAUCAACCUUAUCUUUAUUAUAUUUUGUUUGUUGUCUUUCUCAAUGACUAAACAUAUUUUUCUAAGAUAA